AUGGCUGGUAGGUGCGACUUCAAGGCUUUGUGGGAAUUCCACAUUAGGUUACUUAGGCGCAACAGUGCGGACUGCCUAUGUCAGACUUCUCGGGGGUUGCCAUCCCUCUCUUCUUUUGGCAGCUCACUUUCUUUCAGUGAGCAGGAAGUCGUUAACUCGAAACCCUGGCCUUCCCGGAGUAUCUUAACUGCUGUGGGUUCCACUUUACAGUAUGGCUCCAGCCUAGUGGGACGACUUUUUAGACGUCAACCAAGUCAAGUGACUGAGGAAAGCCAGCCACCUAAACCUAGCUUACGCAUUCUUAAAACAAAGUACAGGGGUCCGCUACGAAGGACAAACCCCUUGAAUUUUUCUCUUUUUGCCAGUUUUUUGGAUGAACUUGGCACUAUAAAAAAUUCUCGUAAGUUGAAAUUCUUUAUUUUUGCAGGAGGCAUUGAACCAGAACUUCGAAUAACUUUGUGGCAAUACUUGCUAGGUAUCUUCCCUUGGCCAAGUACCCAGGUUGAAAGAGAACAAAUUGAAAAGGAUAAUUUAUCUCUUUACGAAACGUUAAGAUAUCGCGCACAGCUUCUUAUUUUAGAAAAUAAAGAAAAAGUGGAUGUAAUUGAAAAGGAUGUGAUUCGUUGUGACCGGUGCAAUGAAUUUUUUGCAGGAGAAAAUAACGUUAAUGUAGAUAAGGCACGAAAGAUUCUUCUUACCUAUUUUCUAGUACUCCGCCAAGAUGUCUCUUAUACCCAAGGUUUGACCGACUAUGUCUCAAUAAUGCUUUUAGCCACAAAGGGAGAUGAGGCUACAUCCUUUUGGCUUUUUUUUUUCUUAUUAAAAUUUAUGGGUGUAUUUUUCUUUGAAUCUAGUGAAAAUCAAAUGAACAGACAGUUUAAUUAUUUAAUUCAGCUUAUUAAAGAUUAUGACCCCGAGGUAUUUGAUAGCCUUCAGAAAAAGGGCGCUCAAGAUAUAAUUUUUGUUUACAGAUGGUUGCUUCUAAAUUUUAAAAGAGAAUUUACUCUUUAUGAAGCUCUUAUUAUCUUCGAGGUUAUCUGGUCCAUGCCAACUGAAGAUUAUGUGAGUUCCAAGUUGGAUCUCGGGCCUAAUCCAUACAGCCUAUUUAUUGCUCUUGCCAUCGUCAAGAUCCAUCGAGAUGCUAUUAUCGAACUGGACAGCUCGAUUGAAGUUAUUAUGUACAUGAAUAAUUUAUUAGGGAGUUUAGACGUCAACGAUGUUUUAUGUCAAAGUGAAGAGCUUUUUUGGAAUUAUGUACGAGGGGAAAUCCCCGAAAAAAGGGCAAUAUUUUAAGCCUUCCUCAUAUAUUUCUAAAUCCGUAUUAAGAAA
Zophobas morio is the source of this 1329-nucleotide messenger RNA. Its product is annotated as TBC1 domain family member 15-like. Bases 1 to 1293 code for a protein of 430 amino acids. Gene Ontology annotation, biological process: activation of GTPase activity. The record is from RefSeq and is a predicted model, not a curated record. Lineage: Eukaryota; Metazoa; Arthropoda; Insecta; Coleoptera; Tenebrionidae. The transcript has 4 exons. Gene Ontology annotation, molecular function: GTPase activator activity.